AUGCAGACGAAAGAAGCCUUUCUCUCUCCAACCACAUCUUUUUUAUCGAAAAAACGAAUUCGUCCUAUGAAUGAGAAGGAGGCCAGUGAUAUGAGAAAUCGUAGACGAUUAGCUGUACAGAAGCAUCGACAGAAAAUCAAAGAUAGCAUCGUUAAGUUAGAAGGACAAUUGACUGAUAUUCAGAAGACAAAUAAAAGUAAAGAAAAAGUUCUUAAUAAGCUGAAAGACGAAAUUCACGAAAAAAUAUCUAAAAUCAUUCGAGAUCCAGAUUUGCUUCAGAAAACGAUGCAAGCCUUACAGCAGUCAGUUUUUACUCAAUCAACUGCCAUUACGUGA
This is a messenger RNA of Auanema sp. JU1783, 336 nucleotides long. NCBI's taxonomy places the organism in Eukaryota, Metazoa, Nematoda, Chromadorea, Rhabditida, Rhabditidae. The record is from the annotation of a GenBank genome assembly.